CCCCUCACCCCCGCAUUUGGGGGGCGAGCAGAGUGUUGCCAACUUCCCCCCUCCAGCUGCGCUCCUGUGCUUUGCGCUCCGGCUCAGGCGCGCCGGAGAGGGAGGCGGGCUUCUCCGCCUUGCUUGGCAUUCCUUAGGAAAGCCGUCUGAAGGCACAGGAGCAGCGCCGAGGCAGAAGGCUGGCCGGGGGCUUGUCCAGGGAGCCCCCUUUUCUUUUCCUCCCGUGGCGCCGUCGAGGGAGCCCCGGCUGAGCGAAAGAGCGAGCGAGCACGCGCCGCCCCCGGCCUCUCCCGUCCUGCCUUCCCGGGCGGAGCUCCGGGCGGAAGGGCUGGCGCUGGCGGGCGGAGGCGGGCGGCCGACGGGCGGAGAAGGGAAGGAGUCCGGCAUGGCCGCAGCCUGCAAAAGGAUCGCCAUCUUCGGCGCCACCGGCAUGACUGGCCUGGCCACCCUGGCGCAAGCCGUCGAGGCUGGCUACCAGGUGACGGUGCUGGUGCGGGACCCAAUCCGGCUGCCGCCGGAGCCCCACCCGGCGCAGGUGGUGGUGGGGGACGUCCUGAACCCGGCGGACGUCGACCGAGCCGUGAAGGGACAGGACGCCGUGAUCGUCAUCCUGGGCACCCGCAAUGACCUCAGUCCUACCACCAUGAUGUCUGAAGGCACCCGGAACAUUGUGGCGGCCAUGAAAUCCCACGGCAUCCGCAAAGUCGUGGUUUGUCUCUCAGCCUUCCUGAUGUGGGACCUGGACAAGGUGCCGGCCAAGCUGCGCCCAGUGACCGAGGACCACAUCCGGAUGCAGCAGAUCCUCAAGGAGUCGGGGCUGGACUGCGUCUACGUCAUGCCCCCCCAUAUCGCAGGUGACCAGCCGCUCACCGGCGACUACACAGUGACCGUGGACACGUCCAGCGGCUCCAGAGUCAUCUCCAAGCACGACCUCGGGCAUUUUUUCCUCAAGUGCCUGGCCACCUCCGAGUACGACGGGAAGAACGUCUACCUCUCCAGGCACUACCCCAAGGAAUGAGGCCGGCCGGCCACCAUUGCCCUGUUGGCCUCUCUCUGCCUCUGCGGAGGUCAAUGAUGAAGCCUCGUCCCAUUGACAAAAGGGAAAUUCUCCAUCGCUGAUGCUGCCCCCUCCACCCGCCCCUCUCUGCCUCGUGUGCUAUAAUGAGUGCCUUUCUCCCCUUAACAUGAGCCAUGGGGGGGGGGGGUGAGCUGCCCACCCAGCGCCCUCCGUGCCACAAAGGCACCUUGACUGGUGUUGCUGCAUGCCUGUGUUUUCCUGUGUUCACCAGCGGCUGUGCUUGUCCCGCUCUCCCCCGCCAGUGUCCUUGUGCAGUGAUUUGAGCGCUGUGUUCUCCCCGCCACAUCCCAAGAGAAGGGAGCGAGGCGAGGGGGUCCCUGGGGAACUAGGUGCUGCUUGCUUGGUCCAAGAAGUCUCUUAUUGGGGUCAGGAAUGUGUCAGCUUCAGGAGUACACAGAACUAUUGGGCAGAAUAGCAGCCUGAGUGGCCAGGACCCAUCGGAAGGGAGUGAGGUUUUUGUAUCGUAAGACAUUAUUUAGCUUAAAAGGGAUUGAUAGAUGUAUUGAAUGGUAAGAUUACUAGCCAUUACAGAGCGGUCUGGAAUGGGAGUGGCUAAAUCAUAAAGUAUUUGCAUUAAUGUUAGUGGGUAACCUUGCUCUCUCUCUAUGGCUGUGGAACCUCCUUCCCUCUUCCUUGCUGAAGAGUUCUGUGUAACGGGAAAGCUUACAUACUUGUUAACAAAAGUUAAUCAAAUAAAAAGUAUAUUUUGACCUA
This is a messenger RNA of Podarcis raffonei (Aeolian wall lizard), 1792 nucleotides long. It is a transcript of the gene BLVRB, whose product is annotated as biliverdin reductase B. The transcript is spliced from 5 exons. The record is from RefSeq and is a predicted model, not a curated record. The coding region runs from base 386 to 1018 and encodes 210 amino acids. NCBI's taxonomy places the organism in Eukaryota, Metazoa, Chordata, Lepidosauria, Squamata, Lacertidae.